AAUGAAUCUUAAGUAUUAGCAGUUACACUUAUCCAAACUUUUAUUAUAUGAAAUUCAUGAAUUGUCACUACAGAGGGAUGCACACCCGAAGGAUGCAUUAGUCUUCCCAGCGUGGACAAACUGCAAUGGGCCAGAGCACUUCCUUCUAUGAGAACAUUGCUCUGCAUUAUUCCUGGAUGCUGGAGUGAGAGGACUGGAAGGGACAUGCAGUAUGCCCUCUGCAUGUGUCCGGAUGCUCCAUUCCACUUCAGUAUGCUGGACAUGCAUUCAAUCCGGCGGUGGUGGUGUGUCCUUCUUAUGGAGCGCUUUUGGAUAGACGGCCACAGCCACAGGUUUGCUUUCUGGACAGAUGAGGCGAGUUGUCUGUUACAGGGCAUUCUUCAGCCGGUGUACCGGGUGAGCACGGGAACUACCAUGGAGGUCCCAGCACAUAUCCAGGCCAUCGCUGAGCGGACAGCCACCGAGCAGGCGCUGGUUCACUUCAUUGUCAAGGAGCACGGGACCGAGGAAGGACUACUGGCAAUCAUCAGUGACAAGGAACCCUCCAAGUGGCUGAUGGGUUUCCAAGGGAAGUCGCCUAAACAAAGGCCCAGUGUACCUUGACAAUGACGCCCAGCAGGACAGGUUGUUCAAGUACCUCGAGACUGUCCUGAACAGUAUAUCCUCUCCAGUUGUCAUCAGGAAUCAUAUACUGUUCAUUCUAGAGGUGUUGUUCCCAGAGCCCUGCUGGCAGCAUCUCCAGUCUACUCUGUCCGCAUGUUUGUGAACAUCGGCCGUUCCCUCACUCUCCCCUGUCAUGGAGCCCCCAGCAGGGAUGUGGAGUGGCGCUUUCAGGAGUAUGAGUAUCCUGACUGGCUGGGUGUGGCUGACCUUUACACCGGAUCCUUUUCCUCUGGAAACGGCUUCCAGGGACGGGUGGAAUCCUUCCACUUAAAAGAUCCGGGAAACUACAGCCUCCUCCUCAGUCCUGUGGUGUACAGUGACCUCGGCAUUUACAAAUGCCAGUACAUAGAUGAGACUGAGAUCAUUCUUUCAGAUGUGAAACUAGAAAUUAGAGUCCCAUCAAAUGUUUUCGUAGCGAUGGGAAUGUCCGCCAGUCUUCCUUGUUUUGCGCAAAUUAAUACACGAGCGCGUGCUGAUGAUCUGGAUAUCCUCUGGAAGAGAGGUGGAGAGAACGUUUACCAGCUCCUUAAGAAUACCAUCACAUAUGGGCCCAGGUUCGAGAACAGAGCUUCAGUUUCCCCAGAACAAGCCCUCUAUGGAAACAUGUCUUUAACCAUCAGACAGACACGGUUUUCAGAUGAAGGCGACUACCAGUGCUUCUACAACGGUCCAAAAGAGAAUCCAGAUUCUGCCAGUCUCGUUGUGACAGGCCACCCACCCCAGAACCUCACAGUGAAGGCCGGUGGUUUGCUCUCCAUACCGCUCUAUACCGCAGACCCAGUGAGGGUAACAUUCAGUGCAGGCCUUGGUUCAGAUGAGGUGCUGAUGCUCGAUGCAAAUAAAGGCCCAGCCAGGUAUGGGGAGCGUUGUGCUCAGAGAUGUGAGCUUCUGGCCCAGAACUACACCCUUUUGCUGAGGAGUGUGACACUGGAGGAUGCCGGAGUCUACAAGGUGACCGAUCCUGAGACCAACAGGACCAUCGGCUCAGUCUCUGUGCGAGUCUCAGCCCUGCUGGCAGCAUCUCCAGUCUACUCUGACCGCAUGUUUGUGAACAUCGGCCGUUCCCUCACUCUCCCCUGCCAUGGAGCCCCCAGCAGGGAUGUGGAGUGGCGCUUUCAGCAGUAUGGGUAUCCUGACUGGCUGUACGUGGCUGAUCUCUACACCGGAUCCUUUUCCUCUGGAAACGGCUUCCAGGGACGGGUGGAAUCCUUCCACUUAAAAAAUCCGGGAAACUACAGCCUCACCCUCAGGCCUGUGGUGUACAGUGACCUCGGCUUUUACAAAUGCCAGUACAUAGAUGGGAUUGGGAUCAUACUUUCAGAUGUGAAACUAGAAAUUGGAGAACCAUCAGAUGUUUCCGUAGCGAUGGGAAUGUCCGCCACUCUUCCUUGUUUUGGGAAAAUUAAUAUACAAGCGCGUGCUGUUGAUCUGGAUAUCCUCUGGAAGAGAGGUGGAGAGAACGUUUACCAGCUCCUUAAGAACACCACCACAUAUGGGCCCAGGUUCGAGAACAGAGCUUCAGUUUCCCCAGAACAAGCCGUCUAUGGAAACAUGUCUUUAACCAUCAGACAGACACGAUGUUCAGAUGAAGGCGACUACCAGUGCUUCUACAACAGUCCGAAAGAGAGGGGGAAUCCAGAUUCUGCCAGUCUCGUUGUGACAGGCCACCCACCCCAGAACCUCACAGUGAAGGCCGGUGGUUUGCUCUCCAUACCGCUCUAUACCGCAGACCCAGUGAGGGUAACAUUCAGUGCAGGCCUUGGUUCAGAUGAGGUGCUGAUGCUCGAUGCAAAUAAAGGCCCAGCCAGGUAUGGGGAGCGUUGUGCUCAGAGAUGUGAGCUUCUGACCCAGGACUACACCCUUUUGCUGAGGAGAGUGACACGGGAGGAUGCCGGAGUCUACAAGGUGACCGAUCCUGAGACCAGCAGGACCAUCGGCUCUGUCUCUCUGGAAGUCUCAGCCCUGCUGCCAGCAUUUCCAGUCUACUCUGUCCACAUGUUUGUGAACAUCGGCCGUUCCCUCACUCUCGCCUGCCAUGGAGACCACAGCAGGGAUGUGGAGUGGCGCUUUCAGCAGUAUGAGUAUCCUGACUGCCUGGUUGUGGCUGACCUCUAUACCGGAUCCUUUUCCUCUGGAAACGGCUUCCAGGGACGGGUGGAAUCCUUCUACUUAAAAGAUCCGGGAAACUACAGCCUCCUCCUCAGUCCUGUGGUGUACAGUGACCUCGGCAUUUACAAAUGCCAGUACAGGGAUGAGACUGAGAUCGUUCUUUCAGAUGUGAAACUGGAAAUUAGAGAACCAUCAAAUGUUUCCGUAGCGAUGGGAAUGUCCGCCACUCUUCCUUGUUUUGGGAAAAUUAAUAUACAAGCGCGUGCUGUUGAUCUGGAUAUCCUCUGGAAGAGAGGUGGAGAGAACGUUUACCAGCUCCUUAAGAACACCACCACAUAUGGGCCCAGGUUCGAGAACAGAGCUUCAGUUUCCCCAGAACAAGCCGUCUAUGGAAACAUGUCUUUGACCAUCAGACAGACACGAUGUUCAGAUGAAGGCGACUACCAGUGCUUCUACAACAGUCCGAAAGAGAGGGGGAAUCCAGAUUCUGCCAGUCUCGUUGUGACAGGCCACCCACCCCAGAACCUCACAGUGAAGGCCGGUGGUUUGCUCUCCAUACCGCUCUAUACCGCAGACCCAGUGAGGGUAACAUUCAGUGCAGGCCUUGGUUCAGAUGAGGUGCUGAUGCUCGAUGCAAAUAAAGGCCCAGCCAGGUAUGGGGAGCGUUGUGCUCAGAGAUGUGAGCUUCUGGCCCAGAACUACACCCUUUUGCUGAGGAGUGUGACACUGGAGGAUGCUGGAGUCUACAAGGUGACCAAUCCUGAGACCAACAGGACCAUCGGCUCUGUCUCUCUGGAAGUCUCAGCCCUGCUGGCAGCAUCUCCAGUCUACUCUGUCUGCAUGUUUGUGAGCUUGGGCCUUUCCCUCACUCUCCCCUGCCAUGGAGACCACAGCAGGGAUGUGGAGUGGCGCUUUCAGGAGUAUGGGUAUCCUGACUGGCUGGAUGUGGCUGUACUCCACACCGGAUCCUUUUCCUCUGGAAACGGCUUCCAGGGACGGGUGGAAUCCUUCUACUUAAAAGAUCCGGGAAACUACAGCCUCACCCUCAGUCCUGUGGUGUACAGUGACCUCGGCAUUUACAAAUGCCAGUACAGGGAUGAGACUGAGAUCAUUCUUUUCGAUGUGAAACUAGAAAUUAGAGUCCCAUCAAAUGUUUCCGUAGCGAUGGGAAUGUCCGCCAGUCUUCCUUGUUUUGGGAAAAUUAAUACACAAGCGCGUGCUGAUGAUCUGGAUAUCCUCUGGAAGAGAGGUGGAGAGAACGUUUACCAGCUCCUUAAGAACACCAUCACAUAUGGGCCCGGGUUCGAAAACAGAGCUUCAGUUUCCCCAGAACAAGCCCUCUAUGGAAACAUGUCUUUAACCAUCAGACAGACACGGUUUUCAGAUGAAGGCGACUACCAGUGCUUCUACAACAGUCCAAAAGAGAGGCAGAAGAGGGGGAAUCCAGAUUCUGCCAGUCUGGUUGUGACAGGCCACCCACACCAGAACCUUACAGUGAAGGCCGGUGGUUUGCUCUCCAUACUGCUCUAUACCGCAGACCCAGUGAGGGUAACAUUCAGUGCAGGCCUUGGUUCAGAUGAGGUGCUGAUGCUCGAUUCAAAUAAAGGCCCAGCCAGGUAUGGGAAGCGUUGUGCUCAGAGAUGUGAGCUUCUGGCCCAGGAAUACACCCUUUUGCUGAGGAGUGUGACACUGGAAGAUGCCGGAGUCUACAAGGUGACCGAUCCUGAGACCAACAAGACCAUCAGCUCAGUCUCUCUGGAAGUCUCAGCCCUGCUGGCAGCAUCUCCAGUCUACUCUGUCCGCAUGUUUGUGAGCUUCGGCCGUUCCCUCACUCUCCCCUGCCAUGGAGCCCCCAGCAGGGAUGUGGAGUGGCGCUUUCAGCAGUAUGGGUAUCCUGAGUGGCUGCUCGUGGCUGUACUCUACACCGGACCCUUUUCCUCUGGAAACGGCUUCCAGAGACGGGUGGAAUCCUUCCACUUAAAAGAGCCGGGAAACUACAGCCUCCUCCUCGGUCCUGUGGUGUACAGUGACCUCGGCAUUUACAAAUGCCAGUACAGGGAUGAGACUGAGAUCGUUCUUUCAGAUGUGAAACUAGAAAUUGGAGUCCCAUCAGAUGUUUCCGUAGCGAUGGGAAUGUCCGCCAGUCUUCUUUGUUUUGGGAAAAUUAAUAUGCAAGCGCGUGCUGAUGAUCUGGAUAUCCUCUGGAAGAGAGGUGGAGAGAACGUUUACCAGCUCCUUGAGAACACCAUCACAUAUGGGCCCGGGUUCGAGAACAGAGCUUCAGUUUCCCCAGAACAAGCCCUCUAUGGAAACAUGUCUUUAAUCAUCAGACAGGCACGGUUUUCAGAUGAAGGCGACUACCAGUGCUUCUACAACAGUCUGAAAGAGAGGGGGAAUCCAGAUUCUGCCAGUCUCGUUGUGACAGGCCACCCACCCCAGAACCUCACAGUGAAGGCCGGUGGUUUGCUCUCCAUACCGCUCUAUACCGCAGACCCAGUGAGGGUAACAUUCAGUGCAGGCCUUGGUUCAGAUGAGGUGCUGAUGCUCGAUGCAAAUAAAGGCCCAGCCAGGUAUGGGGAGCGUUGUGCUCAGAGAUGUGAGCUUCUGGCCCAGAACUACACCCUUUUGCUGAGGAGUGUGACACUGGAGGAUGCCGGAGUCUACAAGGUGACCAAUCCUGAGACCAACAGGACCAUCGGCUCAGUCUCUCUGGAAGUCUCAGCCCUGCUGGCAGAAUCUCCAGUCUACUCUGUCCGCAUGUUUGUGAACAUCGGCCGUUCCCUCACUCUCCCCUGCCGUGGAACCCCCAGCAGGGAUGUGACAUGGAGCUUUCAGGAGUAUGGGUAUCCUGACUGGCUGGAUGUGGCUGAUCUCUACACCGGAUCCUUUUCCUCUGGAAACGGCUUCCAGAGACGGGUGGAAUCCUUCUACUUAAAAGAUCCGGGAAACUACAACCUCCUCCUCAGUCCUGUGGUGUACAGUGAUUUCGGCAUUUACAAAUGCCAGUACUACAAUGAUGAGAUCAUUCUUUCAGAUGUGAAACUAGACAUUAGAGAACCAUCAAAUGUUUCCGUAGCGAUGGGAAUGUCCGCCAGUCUUCCUUGUUUUGGGAAAAUUAAUAUGCAAGCGCGUGCUGAUGAUCUGGAUAUCCUCUGGAAGAGAGAUGGAGAGAACAUUUACCAGCUCCUUAACAACACCAUCACAUAUGGGCCCGGGUUCGAGAACAGAGCUUCAGUUUCCCCAGAACAAGCCCUCUAUGGAAACAUGUCUUUAACCAUCAGACAGACACGGUUUUCAGAUGAAGGUGACUACCAGUGCUUCUACAACAGUCCGAAAGAGAGGGGGAAUCCAGAUUCUGCCAGUCUGGUUGUGACAGGCCACCCACCCCAGAACCUCACAGUGGAGGCCGGUGGUUUGCUCUCCAUACUGCUCUAUACCGCAGACCCAGUGAGGGUAACAUUCAGUGCAGGCCUUGGUUCAGAUGAGGUCCUGAUGCUCGAUGCAAAUAAAGGCCCAGCCAGGUAUGGGGAGCGUUGUGCUCAGAGAUGUGAGUUUCUGGCCCAAAACUACACCCUUUUGCUGAAGAGUGUGACACUGGAGGAUGCCGGAUUCUACAAGGUGACCAAUCCUGAGACCAACAAGACCAUCGGCUCUGUCUCUGUGCGAGUCUCAGCCCUGCUGGCAGCAUCUCCAGUCUACUCUGUCGGCAUGUUUGUGAGCUUCGGCCGUUCCCUCCCUCUCCCCUGCCAUGGAGCCCCCAGCAGGGAUGUGACGUGGCGCUUUCAGGAAUAUGAGUAUCCUGACUGGCUGGGUGUGGCUGAUCUCUACACCGGAUCCUUUUCCUCUGGAGACGGCUUCCAGGGACGGGUGGAAUCCUUCUACUUAAAAGAUCCGGGAAACUACAGCCUCCUCCUCAGUCCUGUGGUGUACAGUGACCUCGGCAUUUACAAAUGCCAGUACAGGGAUGAGACUGAGAUCAUUCUUUCAGAUGUGAAACUAGAAAUUAGAGAACCAUCAAAUGUUUCCGUAGCGAUGGGAAUGUCCGCCACUCUUCCUUGUUUUGGGAAAAUUAGUAUGCAAGCGCGUGCUGAUGAUCUGGAUAUCCUCUGGAAGAGAGGUGGAGAGAACGUUUACCAGCUCCUUAAGAACACCAUCACAUAUGGGCCCGGGUUCGAGAACAGAGCUUCAGUUUCCCCAGAACAAGCCAUCUAUGGAAACAUGUCUUUAACCAUCAGACAGACACGGUUUUCAGAUGAAGGCGACUACCAGUGCUUCUACAACAGUCCGAAAGAGAGGGGGAAUCCAGAUUCUGCCAGUCUCGUUGUGACAGGCCACCCACCCCAGAACCUCACAGUGAAGGCCGGUGGUUUGCUCUCCAUACUGCUUUAUACUGCAGACCCAGUGAGGGUAACAUUCAGUGCAGGCUUUGGUUCAGAUGAGGUGCCGAUGCUCGAUGCAAAUAAAGGCUCAGCCAGGUAUGGGGAGCGUUGUGCUCAGAGAUGUGAGCUUCUGGCCCAGAACUACACCCUUUUGCUGAGGAGUGUGACACUGGAGGAUGCCGGAGUCUACAAGGUGACCGAUCCUGAGACCAACAGGACCAUCGGCUCAGUCUCUCUGGAAGUCUCAGCCCUGCUGGCAGCAUCUCCAGUCUACUCUGACCCUAUGUUUGUGAACAUCGGCCAUUCCCUCACUCUCCCCUGCCGUGGAGCCCCCAGCAGGAAUGUGACGUGGCGCUUUCAGCAGUAUGGGUAUCCUGACUGGCUGGAUGUGGCUGACCUCUACACUGGAUCCUUUUCCUCUGGAAACGGCUUCCAGGGACGGGUAGAAUGCUUCCACUUAAAAGAGCCGGGAAACUACAGCCUCCUCCUCGGUCCUGUGGUGUACAGUGACCUCGGCAUUUACAAAUGCCAAUACAUAGAUGGGAUUGGGAUCAUACUUUCAGAUGUGAAACUAGAAAUUAGAGCCCUGCUGGCAGCAUCUCCAGUCUACUCUGACCGCAUGUUUGUGGACAUCGGCCGUUCCCUCACUCUCCCCUGCCGUGGAGCCCCCAGAAGGGAUGUGACGUGGUGGUUUCAGCAGUAUGAGUAUCCUGACUGGCUGCUUGUGGCUGGACUCCACAACAGAUCCAUUUCCACUGGAAACGGCUUCCAGGGACGGGUGGAAUCCUUCUACUUAAAAAAUCCGGGAAACUACAGCCUCACCCUCAGUCCUGUGGUGUACAGUGACCUCGGCAUUUACAGAUGUCAGUACAAGGAUGAGACUGAGAUCAUUCUUUCAGAUGUGAAACUAAACAUUAGAGAACCAUCAAAUGUUUCCGUAGCGAUGGGAAUGUCCGCCAGUCUUCCUUGUUUUGGGAAAAUUAAUACACGAGCGCGUGCUGAUGAUCUGGAUAUCCUCUGGAAGAGAGGUGGAGAGAACGUUUACCAGCUCCAUAAGAACAUCAUCACAUAUGGGCUCGGGUUCGAGAACAGAGCUUCAGUUUCCCCAGAACAAGCCGUCUAUGGAAACAUGUCUUUAACCAUCAGACAGACACGGUUUUCAGAUGAAGGCGACUACCAGUGCUUCUACAACAGUCCAAAAGUGAGGGGGAAUCCAGAUUCUGCCAGUCUCGUUGUGACAGGCCACCCACCCCAGACCCUCACAGUGAAGGCCGGUGGUUUGCUCUCCAUACCGCUCUAUACCGCAGACCCAGUGAGGGUAACAUUCAGUGCAGGCCUUGGUUCAGAUGAGGUGCUGAUGCUCGAUGCAAAUAAAGGCCCAGCCAGGUAUGGGGAGCGUUGUGCUCAGAGAUGUGAGCUUCUGGCCCAGGAAUACACCCUUUUGCUGAGGAGUGUGACACUGGAAGAUGCCGGAGUCUACAAGGUGACCGAUCCUGAGACCAACAGGACCAUCGGCUCUGUCUCUCUGGAAGUCUCAGGACGCUCUGCUGGAGCAGUGGCUGGGAUAGUGGUGGGAGUGCUGGUUCUGGCUGGCAGUGCCUUUGCAGUCUGGAAGUUCUUCAGAAACCUUCAAAAUUCAGUUCAUUUCCGUGCAGCCAGAGCAGAAGAUCACUAAGGUUCCAGCUGCAGAGCAGCGUGCGUUCUGUUUCCUGACAGCCCUGAACCCCCUCUCUCUGUGUCCUGUAGGGCAGUUGUAAGUUGUUUCUCUGCAGUCCUCUCUCUGAGGGCUCACAUUCUUUAUUUCUGCAUAAGCUCCGAAAUGAGUCUGUCUGUUACUUUCAGCAUUCCAACACCAUCUUCCACUUCCCUUCAGGUUCGCCAGACCCCUCAUGCCAGAUACUCAUAGUUCUAAGAUCAAAGCUAUAGAUGACACUGGGGGGGAUUAACAACCUCCUUGCAUGUAGAGGAGGCAUAGUAGCAAAUGUUCAUUCGCUGUUAACCACGCUCGCGGUGUGAACCCCCCACAGUGUGAUAGCUUUGUGCCAACUCGGUGCCUAGAUAACUGCUGCGUAUCCCUAUAGAGCACCACCGGCGACUAGCGGGCACUGUCAGUAUUUCAAGGCUGCUCCAUUCACACCAGCAAAUGGAGGAAAGUCUAAUUGAAUAAUUAGCAAAUACAA
Molecule: messenger RNA, 9331 nt
Organism: Anguilla rostrata (American eel)
Lineage: Eukaryota; Metazoa; Chordata; Actinopteri; Anguilliformes; Anguillidae
Exons: 32
Coding region: 757-8826 (2689 amino acids)
Biological process (GO): cell surface receptor signaling pathway; immune response; positive regulation of T cell proliferation
Cellular component (GO): external side of plasma membrane
Source: RefSeq, a predicted model, not a curated record